Molecule: messenger RNA, 265 nt
Organism: Dentiscutata erythropus
Lineage: Eukaryota; Fungi; Glomeromycota; Glomeromycetes; Diversisporales; Gigasporaceae
Source: the annotation of a GenBank genome assembly
UCACUUGUAGCUACAAAUACACAUGAAUUACCAGGUUUCACAUCAGCAAGGUCAUUAUAUCAAGAAUUAUCCACGCCUCUUAACAAACCAAUGCAAACAAAUUUAUUACAAAAUGAAUCGAUACAAAUAAAUUCAUCUCAGAAUGGAUCUGUUCAAGAACUAAAUGAAUUUAUUCAUGGUGCCACAUUUAUUAAUUCUUCAGUGAAUUUAAAAAAUUCUUCAAAUAGAUUACAGUUACUUAUAUUGUUCAAUAAGAAUUCUGAAA